AUUCUAAAAUAGUACGAUUACGUAACCAUGACGUAGUUUCAGUCCCAGCUGAUCGCCAUUGCCAACUCGCCCACCAGCUUUGGGAUACCUUUGAUAUUCGACACCAUCGGCAACAACAAGACCACAGAAUCAUGAAUACACAAACACCAUAUGGAUACGAUGCCCCGAAGGCAAAAGAGUGGAGCGCAAGACUAGUUGGCAAACAGCUCGUGAAAUCUGGGCCGGCGUCUGAUAACACGUUUGUGGAAACAGAUCUGCCGCGUCCGUCGAGGGUUAUCAAACCGGGAACGCUUUCGACGAUGGACUUUGAUCCGAAGAGACUUAACGUGACCGUGGAUGGCUCUGGAGUUGUCCAGCAUGUGCGGACGGGGUAGAGGAUCAGACUGUAAUAUAUCUACGUUUUAUGGCUUGUACUUUAAAGGCAAGAGGGUUCAUAGAACAUCGUUGGUAAUUAAGACACUUGAAUACUAAACUCGAUAAACAAAA
Messenger RNA from Myxozyma melibiosi, 486 nucleotides. RefSeq lists its product as uncharacterized. NCBI's taxonomy places the organism in Eukaryota, Fungi, Ascomycota, Lipomycetes, Lipomycetales, Lipomycetaceae. Bases 132 to 374 code for a protein of 80 amino acids. The transcript is spliced from 3 exons. The record is from RefSeq and is a predicted model, not a curated record.